AUGGGUGUUUAUUCGAUGGGUGUUUAUUCGAAUGAUCUACAACAGGUGCAAGAGAAAGUAGAUUCUUGCCAUGUACCCUCUGAACUUGGGCGUAUUCCUUCAAAGAUUGCGAAGAUGUUUGCGGGGUUUACUGCUGAGCAGUGGAAAAACUGGGUGACUGUUUUUUCGUUAUUCGCUCUUUUCCAGCAUCUUCCCGAAAGAGAGUAUCGUUGUUGGGCGCAUUUUGUCAAUGCAUGCAACCUCCUUUGCACCACAUUGAUAAAGAUUCCAGAUGUAGGCAUCGCACAUGAUCAUCUCAUACAGUUUUGUAAAGAAUUUGAGAAAAUUUAUGGCAAGGAUCGUGUGACACCAAACAUGCAUCUCCACAUGCAUUUGGCAGAUUGUGUGUUGGACUAUGGACCUGUGUACAGCUUCUGGCUUUUCAGCUUCGAAAGGUACAACGGAAUUUUGGGCAAAUACCACACAAACAACAAGUCUGUGGAGUUGCAAAUGAUGCGCAAGUUCACAAGAGAUCAGGACUUGGACGACCUAGAAUUCCCGCGCGAAUACAGUGAUCAACUGCAGCCACUGAUUUCGAAAGUCCGAGGAAGCACUAAGACCCAGGCACCCAGUAUCGAUUGCAAGAAGAUAUUGAGUCUUUUAAAGUUAAGCGAAGGCAACAUUGAUAUAGCAAACGAACUUUGGUAUUCUGUUGACUGUUUUUCAUUUGGACCUCCUCAUGUUAUUGGUUGCUUGGACGACGACGAUUUGCGAUACCUCACAGAAGUGUAUCGAUUGUUCUUUCCAGAUGCUUUAGAUAUAACAAUUCCACGUUUAUACGAUCAGUAUGCAUCACUAGAAUGCGCAGGUGAAAGAUUUGGCUCCCGGUUUUCAAGACUAAACCGAUGUUCGUUUGUUCUCGCUAAAUGGGCAGGUCCAUUUGAUGGGGAGGUUGACAUGCAGUCGACAGAUAUUCGUCCUGGUGUCGUCAUGCAUUUUGUAAAGCAGUCUGUGUCCGUCGACGGCAAGCGGUACGUGUUUUCCUUUGCAAGAGUUGACUGGUAUCAUCGUCAUCCUGACAGAUUCCUCUGCGGUCCUGAAGAUCCAUUUCCUGAGGUUUGGUGUGCCAAUCAAUUUGAUACCUUGGGUGCAGCAUCAUUUAUGCCUGUCCAGCGCAUACUAGGUAAAUUUGUCCCUGGUUAUGACAGAGUGAACGAUGAAAAUGUUAUGUUUGUAAUGCCUCUAGCGGAGAAAUUCAAGAUGUAG
Molecule: messenger RNA, 1245 nt
Organism: Paramuricea clavata
Lineage: Eukaryota; Metazoa; Cnidaria; Anthozoa; Malacalcyonacea; Plexauridae
Source: the annotation of a GenBank genome assembly